AUGUCGCGUUCCGACACCGAAGAGUAUAACCUCCUGACUCAGAAGGGGAGUUCCCCUAACUACGCGAAACAAAAGAGGCCUUAUAAACAUAUCCGCAAUGAACUUUAUAUCACUAAGACGUUGUAUGACCCAAUGGAUACGAUCAGCAAGAAUCGCCGAAGGAAAAUCUUGGCAGAUAGGUCGGACGGGUUUUGCUUAAAUGUCCCAUAUUCUAUGAAUAAAAAGGAGAGAUGGGAGAAAAUUGAUGGUACCACCGUUCUUAAAAAUCGACAACAGCCCGCAGCGGAUGCUCUCGAAACCCUCGUAGUGAAUAGAGUGGAUGUGCCCUUUUCUGACGACGGUCACGGUAAUACGGUCAAAAGCAUCAAACUGAUCCAGAAUGAUGGCAUAUCUACAUUGGCCAGUGGAGGGAGAAGGAAGACGCUCAGCCAAUUCAAUAAUCAAAUCAGGGAUCUAAGGCAUAUGGACAAAAAAGAAGUGGAUCCAGCAAAACUCCUGUUCAAUUUUUGUACCGCUAAUCAAUAUCAUGCACAGCAAACGAAAAGAAAGUCGAAACAAAAAAAGCGGCGGAGAGCUUUCCAAAAGAGUUCUUGGAGCGAUUACGGUGUUUACGAGGAGCUAGAAAGUCUUGACUGUGAAGUAUAUGCAAGUGAAGAAGAGCAUUCUGUUAACGAACGUGAUUCCCUUUCCUUCGAUAACAAAUAUAGUGAAUCUUCACUUGGGAGUUUUAGUGAUCUUGGUCUUGACGAAUAUUUAACAUUAGCAAAGCAAGAAGCAGUUCAACCUAAUGAAAUCUGCGCACAAUCCCUCUGCAAAGCAAAAGACACGAGCGUUCCUUCACAAAAGGCGUCUACUACAUUAGAUUCUAAAGACAAUCCCGCUGGAACCAUUUUUGAAGUAAUUGAGAAUCCACUGAAACACUUUAAACCUUUCAGCAUAGAAGAAAAUAUUUUGCCGUUCAUACGAAAGGAGCUUCUCAAGAAAUGGUUGGACCCCAAAAGGCUUUUUGUUUGUAGCCUUGAACUCUCACAUCCAAAGUUUGUGAUAUUUUUCGAGGAAGAUAGCAGCCAGGAUUUACUAAGGGUAAGAGUUAGCACAGACACACCGUAUACACCAGCAGCAAGCAGAAGCCGUCUAAUAGACAUUGUGAAAACAAAAAGGAGGAGGAACCUUUGUUCACUUUUUAAGGACUUGUACGAUUUUAUCGCUGAGACAAAGCUGGAGUGGAAAGUUGAGAUUUACAAUAAUUAUGAUUGGAAUUGUCGGCUUAUCACAUAUCCGGAAGGCUAUCGAUGCCGCGUUAACAGCAAAACGAUAGCGCCCAUUGCUGCGAGCAGUUUUGAGUUUGAGCAAAUCAACCUACUUAAGAAGUUCUAUGAUCAAAUAAACACAAAAUCGGAUCAUUCAAUUACAGAUUGUAACUCGGUUACCGUUCUGAGAUGCUGCUGCUACCGAAGGGAAGGUAAAAGUGAUCUCUUUUAUCUCUCGAAAAGAAUGAUGUGCCGCCAAUGUGUGUCUACUUCGAUCAUUAAUCAGCUCAAUAGGAAAAAGUUUCCCGUUGAAAUUCCGAAAUUUGCUCCUUCUUCUCCUUGUCAACUGGAAGUUCUAUAUGCGAUUUUGCCUAUACCCACGGUCGCUUCACUGCUGAAAGAAUCGUUAGCCUUUCAAGCUAGACCUCGAUUUGAGAUGCGAUUUAUUAUUUGCCCUAAUUGUAUAAAGCCACAUGAGUUUUGCCCAAUGCCUCUUGCUACUACCGAAAGCUGUGUGUUCAAUAGUUGCUCAUGCUCAAAGUGUCACUAUGCUUUUUGCUAUCUUUGCGAAUGGGAGCCACACUGGCCCAUGAGCUGCGAGCAAUUUGAGCGAUGGUCUUCAAAAUGGGACACUCAGCAUGUUUACGAGGAUUACCAUAUAGAUGGUGAACAAGUGCGACUAUGCUGUGUUUGCGAAGAGAUCUACACUGUGCCAAAAAGGGCGAUAGGUAGAAGCUGUCCCAGGGACUGUUAUAAACAUCAGUGGAGGCCACCAUUCGCGCAGUUGCAUGACCACACCUCUGAUACUGAUUAUAAUUGGUCUUCUUUAUCCAUAAGAUCGUAUAAGCAUCUAAAUGCUCUGGGUAUAAAAAUAGAAAACUGCAAAAUUUGUGGUCAUGAAAUCUUGCCAGAAUCAGUUGAGAUUAAACCAGUUAUGAAUAGAAAGGUUGCCGAGAUAUGCGCAUAUGCGAGGAGGCAGAGAUUUUUGCAAAACAGCGACUUCGAGAAAUUUGUUAUGUCUUCCGUCACAAAAAACAAGGAGAAGUUCAAGGAUCUGAGAAAAACGGUACUUUAUCUUAUUGAAUUCUGUACUGGUUGGAUUUAUGUAGCUAAACCCCCUAAUUGGAGGCACUUAAGUUUGAAGAUAUCAAACCUCAAUAAUAGUCUCCAGUUUAUCGAGCAGCAACUUCCUUUGCCAAGGGAAGAUUUUGUCAAGCAAGUGGGUAAACUCGAAGAGGAGACCAAAAACCUUAUCAAACUUGUUCGGAGAAGUUUGAACCAAAGGCAGGUCUGA
Molecule: messenger RNA, 2544 nt
Organism: Cylicocyclus nassatus
Lineage: Eukaryota; Metazoa; Nematoda; Chromadorea; Rhabditida; Strongylidae
Source: the annotation of a GenBank genome assembly